AUGGCGGCCAUUGAUAAUGAACAGGAUAUGGGUGAACAACCAGUAAAAAAAGCCAAAAUGGAGGACUCCAAUGAAGAACGUGUGAGUAAAGUGAGUAAUGGUGAUCCUCCCAGUCAAAAAGGAGAACUGUCUUCUAACCGUACCAUUCCUACUGGAAUCCUUCCGUGUGCUGACUAUAUGGUCCGAACUCCUGGUGAUUAUACCUCUCAGUUGUAUCAAGCUAAGCCGUAUACACACAUUCUUUCUGUACCAGUAGCAGAAACAAUUCCAGCAUACACUGGGCAGACUCAGUAUCAAUCCUUGCAGCCAUCUCAGCCAUAUACAGUAUACCCUCAGGCAACACAAACAUACGGUCUACCUCCAUUUGGUGCCUUGUGGCCAGGAGUCAAGUCUGAAAAUGGCUUAAUCCAGACACUAAACCCCCCAACAGUUUUGACAUGCUCCUCAGGAGUUACCAACAGCCAAACCAGCUCUGUACUAUAUUCCUACCCUGUACAAGCCUCUACUACAAAUGCAAUAUCAAGCACAUCACCAUCAAACAUCACAACCCCAACAGUUACCAGCAUCUCAAACCAGGAAUAUCCCACAUAUACCAUCCUUGGACAAAAUCAGUACCAGCAUUGUUAUCCAAACCAAAACUUCACAACAGUAUCGCCCCCUGGCUCUACAGAAAGCAACCCUGUGACGCCAGAUUUUCAAGAGACCAAGACAGACACUACUUCCCCUUUGCAGAUACAAACACCAAUUUCUGGUGAUCCUGCUGCAGGCCAGCCCAUGAGAGCAAUGAGCAGCAAAGAGACAGAAGAACAAAGUAAGAAGAAUAUGCCAGUAAAGAACAGGGGGAAGGGUAAGAAAGCUGACUCCUUGUCGCCACAGCAUGGUGAUCUUGAGCGUGUGUUUUUGUGGGACUUAGAUGAGACCAUUAUCAUCUUUCACUCCCUGCUCACCGGGUUCAUAUGCACAAAAAUACGGAAAGGACCCCACCCUUGUGGUAGGAUCAGGCUUAGCCAUGGAGGAAAUGAUCUUUGAAGUUGCAGAUACACAUUUAUUUUUCAAUGACUUAGAGGAGUGUGACCAGGUUCACGUGGAAGAUGUGUCAUCUGAUGAUAAUGGUCAAGAUUUAAGUAAUUACAACUUUACAACCGACGGAUUUAAUGGGACAGCAGGAAACCGAAACCUCAACUCAAAUAGUGGUGUCCAAGGUGGGAUGGACUGGAUGAGAAAGUUGGCAUUUCGAUAUAGGAGAGUAAAUGAGGUUUAUGAAAAAUACAAGAGUAACGUUGGGGGAUUACUCAGCCCACAGAGGCGAGACUCUCUCCAGAGACUUAGAGAUGAUAUAGAGACAUUGACAGAUGGCUGGUUAGGCACUGCUAUGAAGUGUUUACAACUCAUUCAAGCAAGGAAGAACUGUGUUAAUGUGUUAAUAACUACAACACAGCUGGUUCCAGCUCUGGCCAAAGUUCUUCUCUACGGGCUUGGAGACGCGUUUCCAAUACAGAAUAUAUACAGUGCCACAAAAAUAGGAAAAGAGAGCUGCUUUGAAAGGAUAGUGACAAGAUUUGGGAAGAAAGUUACCUAUGUGGUGAUUGGAGAUGGUAGGGAUGAAGAAAUGGCCGCCAAACAGCACAAUAUGCCUUUUUGGAGAAUCGCAAACCACAAUGACCUCAUCUCUCUACAUCAGGCACUGGAGCUGGACUUCUUGUGA
Messenger RNA from Staurois parvus, 1705 nucleotides. The record is from the annotation of a GenBank genome assembly. Lineage: Eukaryota; Metazoa; Chordata; Amphibia; Anura; Ranidae.